GGCAGCCUUCAGGGGCUUCGUGUCCUGACGUUAACGUCUGCGAUGGCGCGCCCGGCUUCGGGCCGCGGUCCCUUCCCCGCCGUGUUCGUAUCCCCUCUGCGCGUCCCUCACCGGUCUGAGCGAGGGCGAGACCCUCCAGGAAGGAGCCGAGGACGCGGACCUUCCCGGAGUUCCCUCAAGGCCGGGCGGCACGUCGGGCCCGGGCGCGCCCCUGGCUUCAGCGCUCCUGUUUUCCCUUUGUUGUUUGCCCGCGGGGACCGCAGGAACAGACUCGUGCUCGGUUAUUGCAGACCCGGAGGUUGCUGAUUUUAGGAUCCAGUAAAAGUUUAGUGAACUGGCUCUGAAGAACUUCUUCCUAACCCUCUUCUCUUCUGUUGGCUAUUUUAUUGUAUUACUUACUAAUCUUUGUAGAGAACUUUGAAUUACCAAGAUGAAGAAUUUUCCUUCUGCAUCAAGUACAGGAAAGGCUUUUUUUUUUUUUUUUUACAAAUGGAAAUGUCAAAAAUCUCUAUCAUAGCCUAAAAACAAAAUGUAGUUAAGAUUUAAUGAGUAAGUAAGAUUCAGAUGCAUUUGAGGCCUUUUAAGAUUUUAUUUUAUUUGAGAGGCAGAGUUACAGUGAGAGAGACAGAGAGAGGUCUUCCUUCCAUUGGUUCACUCCCCAGAUGGCUGCAACAGUUGGAGCUGCACUGAUCCACAACCAGGAGCUUCUUCCAGGUUUCCCACAUGGGUGCAGGGGCCCAAGGACUUGGGCCAUCUUCUACUGCUUUCCCAGGCCACAGCAGAGAGCUGGAUGGGAAGUGGAGCAGCCAGGACUAGAACCGGUGCCCUCAUGGGAUGCCCGCCACCACAGGUGGAUUAACCUACUGUGCUAUGGUGCCAGCCCCGAGGGCUGGCUUUCCACACUAUAAUGGGUAACAGACUAGUUCUGGUUCUUGCAAGCUGGGUUCAUCCUGAACCAGUGCCACCAGUGGGGGCAUUUAGGGGGCAAACCAAUGGAUAGAAGACCUUCCUCUCUGUUACUCUUUGGAAUAAAUAAGUCGGUUUUUUGUGUGUAUUUUGUUUUAGAUUUAAGGUACAACUGAAGUGGCUGUUGUGGGCAAAUUGGGACGGAAUCGUUGGAAAAGGAAGAUCUCUGUCUCUCCGCCCCCCUCUCUCUGUCACUCUGCCUUUCAAGAAAAUAAUCUUUAAAACAGAAGUUUAGGACAAUACAACAGUGUAGUCUAGAGCUGUAGGAGCAUCAGAUUGGGAAUCUGAGAUCUGACACCUGGAUCCUGAGAUUCAGACACACAGUUUACCAGGCCCUGCCUUUAGACAGCUGAAUCUGCUAGAAGACAAAACUAUUAAACCUGUGCAAUAAAGUUUUACUGGUGUGACUGCAGACUGAUGUGAUAAUGUGAGAAUAAAGAGGUGAUAAACAGGAAGGCUCCCUACCAAUAUGUGGGCAAUCUUAAGGCUGGUAUAAGCUAGGAGGGAGUGGGAGGUGUCCUCCAGCUAGACAGCAUAACUAUAAGCAGCGGUGGGUACUUGGCACAGUAGUUAAGCUGUCACUUGGGAUCUCUUCAUCUCACAUUUCAGUUUGAAUCCCAGCUCUGCUCCCAAUUUCAGCUUCCUGCUCCUGCAAACCCUGGGAGACAACAAGGGAUGGCUCAAUGCUUGGGUCCUUGCCUCCAACGUGGGAGACUUGGCUUGAGUUCCAGGCUCCUGGCUUUGGCCUGGCCCAGCCUUGGUUGUGGUGAGCAUUUGGGUGGGAGAUCUCUCUCAUUUCUUUAAAAUAAAAGUAAAUAAAACUAGUUCCACUUAGGAAUGUAUUGGCAGUGGGCAGAUCUGUACCACGGGCACAGGAACUGCAGUAUCCAGGUUCAAGCCCUGCCUCUGCCACUCCCCACCUACCUGACCUGAGUAGGUUGCUUAAUCUCUGCUUACUUUCUCCAGCUAUAGAGGGAAUGACAAAAAUCGUGUUUACCAGCCGGCACCGCAGCUCACUAGGCUAAUCCUCCACCUUGCGGUGCCGGCACACCACACCGGGUUCUAGUCCCGGUCGGGGUGCCGGAUUCUGUCCCAGUUGCCCCUCUUCCAGGCCAGCUCUCUGCUGUGGCCAGGCAGUGCAGUGGAGGGUGGCCCAAGUGCUUGGGCCCUGCACCCCAUGGGAGACCAGGAGAAGCACCUGGCUCCUGGCUUCGGAUCAGCAACAUGCGCCGGCCGCCGUGGCCAUUGGAGGGUGAACCAACUGCAAAGGAAGACCUUUCUCUCUGUCUCGCUGUCCACUCUGUCAAAAAUUUAAAAAAUUUAAAAAAAAAAAAGGCGGGUCCCAGCAGCUCGGGCGGCGGGGGCAGCGGCAGCGGCCAGGCAGCCCAGCUCCGCGAAGGCUCUCGGCGCGCCGCGGCCCGCAGGUACCCGGCACGUGCCCUCCGCGCCGCCAGGAUGCCCAAGAGGAAGGUCAGCUCUGCCGAGGGGGCGGCCAAGGAGGAGCCCAAGAGGAGGUCGGCGCGCUUGUCGGCGAAGCCGGCCCCCGCCAAGGUGGAAGCGAAGCCCAAGAAGGCCGCCGGGAAGGAUAAGUCAUCAGACAAGAAAGUGCAAGCAAAGGGGAAGAGAGAAGCAAAGGGAAAACAGGCCGAGGUGGCUAACCAAGAAGCUAAAGACCUGCCUGCAGAAAACGGAGAAACGAAAAACGAGGGGAGUCCAGCCUCUGAUGAAGCAGAAGAGAAAGAAGCCAAGUCUGAUUAAUACCAUACACCAUGUGUUAUCAGUGCUCCCUGUCUCCCUUCUUGUACAAUCCAGAGGAAUAUUUUUA
Oryctolagus cuniculus (rabbit) is the source of this 2791-nucleotide messenger RNA. The record is from RefSeq and is a predicted model, not a curated record. Lineage: Eukaryota; Metazoa; Chordata; Mammalia; Lagomorpha; Leporidae.